AUGCUGAGGGUCAUCACACUGGAAGACGCGCGGGUGGAGGAGAGCGAGCCAGACACCGCUGUGAGGGAGGAUGUCGCGAUGGAGGAUCCUGAGGCAGACGGCAUCAACACCGGGACCAACAUCCUGGCAGCGAGCCAGAGAGAAGCAAACACCUCCCCCGAAUGUCCAUCACCAGCCCCCUCGUCAAUCUCAAUGACUUCCCCCUCCCCCCGAACGCACUCUCCUACCGCCGUAACACAUUUCCCUCUACCGCAGUCGCGCACCCCAUCGCCGCCUGUUUGCAGCCCAAGUUUAGGCCCGAGCACCGCAGAGACGCGUGGAUAUGCGGCCACUGCCGGUCCGGAUACUAUUUUCCGAUCUCCGGGACUCGACCUGACGCGAUUCGGGCUCAUCGUUAACACAACCCACCAGCUCCUCAUCUGUCUUUCAUGCCAACGCGCGAUUACCGUCAAGGGCGCCCGGCGCCACGUCCGCUUCCAUAUCCCUCAUAUGGAGCUGCCUGAUGAUCUGGACGAGGUCAUCCCACGGGAGUGGUUGAUCACGGAACCGAAAGACUUCCAACACCCCGAGCGGAGCAUAACUCCGAUCUUCGGACUUUAUGUCGAGGAAUUCUACUUCUGCGGUUAUUGUCACCACGGUUACAAGAAAGAAACAACCCGGGACAGUCACCAGCGCGGAUGCUUGAGUCGUCUGAAGGGCGAUGUCGUCCAGGCGUCAUACGUGGGUCACGGGCAGUCUUUGGGAAACACACGGAACCGAUCUCUCUCUUUUCCCGUGGACCACACGGCACUAGUGCCUCGCGGAAAACAGCCCGGAGUCGCUUAUUUUCAACCCGCCGUCCGGCCGGACUAUUCACGCAUAAAGGUGGAGCAAUCGCAUGAUGCGAAUGAUCUCGACCUCUUUGUCCGGAACUCGGGCUUCAAUUCGUUUGUCAAGGACUACACCCCAGCGGAGCUGAACGAGAGCGUUGCAAUCGACACCAGCUCUGUUGAUUCAGAUCGGGUGUUUGGCAACUACCGAAAGGCCAGCCAGAUACUGUGCCGACACAUAAACGGCGCACUGGAGAAGUCACUCGGAUAUGUAAAAAAACAAUUGGCAAAAGUUGGAGACGACCCGACUAGCGCUAUGCACCGGGAAUUGACCGAUUCAAGCAUUCCCUCCUACUCGAGACUUUUCGCAAAGAUGCUCUAUACCCUGACCCUCGCCGCCAAUGACAAGCCACUCCCUGUGAAAUUUCCUCUGAAUAACGAGCAGGUACAACUGCUUCAGGGAAUGUACAAUUCUUUCUGCAACAAAAUGCCGGAGGAAGAAACAACCUUGGAUAUAAUCUUGAAAGUCGGUUUAAAUCUCUACCAGCAGAUGAAACCGGAUGGUAGCGCCGAGCAUUGGGUCUUACCAAUGAACCGUUAUCUUGUCGCGUCACUCAUGGGGCCCGAAACGUGGCUGCCUGCGCAUCAGAUGACGAACUUGUGUGCCCGACUAGAGUGGAUCGGCCGAGGAAUCAUGCUGUUGUUCAUGCGGAGAGAAAUGAAGGCACAGCGCCUCAAUUCAGAGCAGGGACUAGAGCUGGUUCGGAUAUAUAUAUCAGAAAAGUCCGAUAGCUCUUACGCGUUCAUCUAUGACGUCCACCGGCUGCUCAAGCCAAUCUCGGAUGAGUUCAACGACGCCGAGGUCAUGUUUGAAGACUCCGCUGGCUCAUCUCUGGUAUACAAGAGCCACCGGAUCAAAGUCAGCCAAUUUGCUGACUUGACCGACUCUCUGCGCGACCAAUACCACAGCAUCUUGAAGGAAAAAAUCUUCUUCAACCAGGAGAUUCCCGAAACAUGCCGGCCCGUUUUCGACAUCACCGAGUUCAUUGACAAUCCGCGAGACUUUGCACCCGAUUAUUGUUUCCUCGACAACCCAAAGAACGCGGAGCAAGUCGAGGGCUGGGAUCGCGCGUACUGCGACUGGAUGGCGUCACAGCCGCACAUCAUCGACCAGUUCACCUAUAUCGAGGGUGGGACUGUGCGCUGGAAGCCUGGGCCGUGCUACGAACUGCUGGAAUGCUUCUCCCAGCUCCGGAUGAUUCUCGCGAUCCGAGUCCUGAUAUCAUCAGGGCCAUCGGUUCGCGGAACAGAAUUCGCACGGCAGACCUUGAGGAACAUUCGAGGCGGCACUGUCCGUAGCGUCCUGCUGCUGUACAAGACGCUCAGUAUUGUUUGUGUUCUGGAGAAGAACAGCGCCCAGUACCUUCAAAAGCAUUUCAUUCCUCAUGCUCCAACAAAGGACGUUGUACGGGACUUCGUCAUAAAUGUUGGGAUAUUUCGUCCCUGGGAGCACAUGGUGGUCGCUCAUCUGCGCUCUCCGGCAGAUGCCGACAGAUAUCGCAUGUCUUUGUGGCCAGGGGUCAGCCGUGAUUUCUCCGGAGAUGAGAUCUCCAACGCACUCGGUGAAGCGACGGAAAAUAUCUUUGGCAUACCCCUCAAAAUCCUUGCAUACCGCAAGAUUGUCAGCGGAAUUGUUCGUUUCUUUCGGAAGCCAGGGGACUGUCCGACUACCGAGUCAACAUAUUAUGACCUGCUGCAAAAUCACACCACCCCAACAAGCUAUCGACACUACGGCGUUGAUCAGAACACAUUGGCAAAUGCAGAUCCCCGGAGAAUUAUAUAUUUUAUCUCUGCCUGCAUCAUCUGGGGCAUGAAGACGGGAAUCGACCGGGGAAAUCCAAUCCGAAUUGAUGCACCCGAGGAACUGCCCGACAGUCUGAUCCCUGAGCUAGCCGUUCAAGAGAAACCUGUCCAGGUACAGCCGUUAAGCCUGGCAGCGUUGCGGUCGGUCAUGGAAGAAGUGGUCGCAGCCGCUAUACCGCGGAAAGAAGAACUCAUCGAGCCAUUUUAUCAAGCCCUUGCGGAGUUCUAUGCCAGUCAGAACUCUGAAUCGAACAUUUUGACGAGACACACUGGACUCGCCCCUGCGACAGCGGUCGUUGUUCAUCCAUCAUUGAUCAAUGAUCUUCGAAAGUUCCGGAACGAUCCCGAGGCCAUGUGGACACACCCGAAGCAAGCCGAGCUAGUCCAAGCCAUGCGAAUCAAGGACCGCCAUGUUCUCGGCGUCCUGGCAUGCAACACCAGAAAGACUACCGCGGUUCUGAUGCAAGCCAAGGUUAUGGAUUACAUGCUCGUGACUCUCGUUGUGCUCCCAGUGAGCGGGCUGCAUCUGGACCUUCAUACGCGUGCCCGUCAAGAGGGCCUCCGAGCUGCACAUCAUUCACCGUUGACAUUCCACAGUUUUCUCGAACAACUCCAUGGUGAUCGGAGGCUCGCAAACCUCGUGUUCGAUGAGGGACAUAUGUUCCUCACCGAUAGCGACUUCCGCGAGUCUGUGACCAGGGUCUGCCAGAUCACACGAAGGGCUGAAAUCCCCAUCACCAUCCUCAGCGGGUCCAUCGGUCCAAUGACCGUUGAACCCCUGCUGAAAUUGUUCUGCAUCAAGGAUGUGCAUGAAAUUCGAACCCCUUCUAUGCGCGGUAAUCUCGAGUACAUCGCCUCCGUUCACCCGCGGGCCAUCAACGCAGCGGGCCACCUCUCCGACACGCAUGAGGGCGCUGCGGUUGAAUAUAUCAAGUUCCGCCAAGCCAUUGAGACAGCGCCAUACCGAAUGAUCGUGUUUUGCUGCUCUAGGGCGGACACCGAGCGAGUCGCGAAGGAAUUGGGUGUUUCUGCGUUCCACUCGCAGAUCCCGGUGCCGGAGAGGGAGAAAAUAUUCCGGUCAUGGGUGAAUGGAGAAACCUGUGUUAUGGUUUCGACCAGUAUCCUCGGCGCUGGGAUCGAUGUAGAUGUUCGAGAGGUCGUCCAGAUUGGCAUUGCCUUCUGUUUGCUUGAUUCGCAUCAGCAGGCAAACCGGGCCGGGAGGGACGGCAGGCCAGCGAGAGUCCUCACCUUCGCUUCUUCCGAGACCAAGUUAUCGCAAGCAAUGGAAAGUAACAUGAACAUCUCGCUGGGCUCCCAGUUUCUCAUCCCCUGGCUCUUCUUGCAUGUCUGUCGAAGGCUCAUCAUCUCUGUGUUCUUGGACGGGGCUGGCAUCACUUGCGCUGCGAUUCCCGGGGCGAUCCUCUGCGACAUCUGCGAGACCGAGGCCACCCAGCCAAUGCCAGCCCAAUGCACCAAAACUCCGACUGCAGAGACCAUGGAUGACAUGUAUGCCCUGUUCCCGAUUCAAAUCGACCAAGCACAACGAAAGGCGGCCGUCGCUCGUCAAGCCAGUGGUUGCAGAAAUCCGAGCCAAACUAGGGAUGGAUUCCUCGACUGGGAUGAGAACAUCCGCGAUUGGACCCCGCCCGUCAACACGAGGAUGGCAGCCAGCCCCAGCUCGGACAACUACGGCGAACUCUGA
This is a messenger RNA of Mycena citricolor, 4374 nucleotides long. The record is from the annotation of a GenBank genome assembly. Lineage: Eukaryota; Fungi; Basidiomycota; Agaricomycetes; Agaricales; Mycenaceae.